AUGAUUUCUUUUGUGAUGGGUACUCCUCAUUUCUGUGGUCAUGGGUGCACAGAAUCUCUAGAAGGUAGCCCGCAAGGGAAUACCUUCCUGCAGUCCAUUUUGAUUGAGCAUGGACUCGAUUCAAUACCUACGCAUUCCACGAACAAGCUCCACAAAACCGUUUACAAAACAGUCAACUUCCCAUGGAGUACCUUCCUGUGGUCCGUUUCGCAUGAGUGUGGACUUGAUUCGAUACCUACACAUUCCACAAACAAGCUCCAUGAAACCGUUUACAAAACGGUCAACCUCCCAUUGAGUACCUUCCUUUGGUCCAUUUUGCAUGGGUGUGGACUCAAUUCAAUACCUACACACUCCACAAACAUGCUCCACAAAGCCAUUUACAAAAUGGUUGAGUUCCCAUCCAGAGGCAAUGCAUUCAUUCAUCAGAGUCUGGAAGCCAGAUAG
Molecule: messenger RNA, 444 nt
Organism: Laccaria bicolor S238N-H82
Lineage: Eukaryota; Fungi; Basidiomycota; Agaricomycetes; Agaricales; Hydnangiaceae
Exons: 6
Coding region: 1-444 (147 amino acids)
Source: RefSeq, a predicted model, not a curated record